Molecule: messenger RNA, 5349 nt
Organism: Mauremys mutica (yellowpond turtle)
Lineage: Eukaryota; Metazoa; Chordata; Testudines; Geoemydidae
Gene: APIP
Product: APAF1 interacting protein
Exons: 7
Coding region: 173-889 (238 amino acids)
Cellular component (GO): cytoplasm
Molecular function (GO): methylthioribulose 1-phosphate dehydratase activity; metal ion binding
Source: RefSeq, a predicted model, not a curated record
CCCGGGCAGCGCCUCCGCAGCAAUUGCGAGACAAUCCCGCCCUGGGGCUGCCCCGUCCCUGCCGGAGCGGGGACCCCCCCUUCCCGGAGCCGGUCCCUGCCUGCGCCGGGGAUGAGGAAGGACCCCGGGGUCCUCCCCAGCCCUGGUUGCCGCUGUGCGUCCAGGCGGCGCCAUGGCUGCGGCUGGGGGCGGCCGCGUGGCCGGGGAUGCAUCGCAGGACAAGUUACAUCCAAGAAACCUGAUUCCGGAGCUCUGUAAGCAGUUUUAUCAUUUAGGAUGGGUCACAGGAACUGGUGGAGGAAUCAGCUUGAAACAUGGAGAUGAAAUCUACAUUGCGCCAUCAGGAGUCCAAAAGGAAAGAAUUCAACCCGAAGAUAUGUUUGUUUGUGACAUAGAAGAACGGGACAUCAGCAGCCCUCCACCACACAAGAAACUAAAGAAAAGCCAAUGCACGCCUCUCUUUAUGAAUGCUUACACCAUGAGAGGAGCUGGAGCUGUGAUCCAUACUCAUUCAAAAGCUGCUGUCAUGGCUACCCUUCUCUAUCCAGGAAGUGAGUUUAGAAUUACCCAUCAGGAAAUGAUAAAAGGAAUCAAGAAAUGCACUUCAGGAGGGUAUUACAGAUAUGAUGAUAAGUUAGUGGUCCCCAUUGUUGAGAACACACCAGAGGAGAAGGAUCUCAAGGAACGAAUGGCACAUGCAAUGAAUGAAUACCCAGACUCUUGUGCUGUAUUGGUCAGACGUCAUGGAGUUUACGUAUGGGGAGAAACAUGGGAAAAAGCCAAAACCAUGUGCGAAUGUUAUGAUUACCUGUUUGAUAUCGCAGUACAGAUGAAGCAGCAUGGACUAGAUCCUGCAAAACAUCCAGCUGAAGAAAACGGGAUUGUAUAAACUACUACAACAGGAUCUGUACCCCCACCCACCCACCCAAAAUUGCAGUGCAAAAAGUGGAAAUGUAUUUGUCAACCUUUCAAGCAUUUAUAACUCAGCACCCUUCUACUGCAUCUAGUAGAGUCUGCUUUGUCUGUCAAAAGGUGAAUUAUAGCUUAAGUGUUUAAUAACAGCAAGUGGAGGAAAACAUAGCCCCCAAUCCUGCAAGCUGAUCUGUGCGAACAGACCCUUAUGACCAGGUCUGCAGGAUCAGGGCCAUGCAUAGCAAUUCUGCUUCAGGGCUGGGUUUUUUCCCUUCAGUAGCAAUUGUUGAAUGCCAUUUGAUUAAUUUCAAUGGGCAUGGUGGGUCACUUGUGUACCUUAGACAGAAAAACAACAGUGGAUUUGGCUCCCUGUUGCCAAAGAAUCAGUGUUUAAUAGUAGCUGAAACUGUCUUAAAAUUAAAUGUCUUAUAAAAUGUAACUAUCAGAUUGUCAUUUUUGUAGCUGUUUAAAUAUAUAAACACAUUAAAUCAGUCUCUGAAUGUUUUAAGCAGAAUAAAGGAAUUCAGAGCAGAAACCUUAACUCCACCUCAGUGUGCCUGACUUUGAUAGAGCAGCAUAUAAUACACAUAGGCUAACCGUACACAGUCAGUUGUGCCUCCUAUCUCUCUCUCAGGAAUCAGGGCCUGCAGCAGAGCUAGUCUGGAGGGGCCAGCAGGCUGGCUCUUAAGCCAGCAGCAGCUUACUGGCUGUUCAAUGCUCAUUCCCACUGUUGUGCCUGCUCUUAUGUUACUGCCUUGCACCCAGCCUUGUCUCUGUCUUACCCCUGCCUUGAACCUGCUUGCCUGCUACCCUGUUUGCUCCAGUUCUUGACCUCUGGCUUGAUCUUUGGCUCCGGCUUCUAACUCCUGGCUUGACCAUCAGCUCUGGUAUUUAGCUCCUGACCCGUGGCUCUGGCUUCUGAUUACUGACUCUGGCUUGACCCGUGGCUAUGGUAUCCAGUUCCUGCCCUCUGGCUUGAGCCUUAGCUCUGGUAUCUAGCUCCUGACCCUGGGCUCCAGCUUCUGAUUACUGACUUCAGCCUUGAUCCACAGGUUUGGGUGUUCCUAAUCCACCACGCAACUCUCAGAUUCUGCUGCACAUGGCCCAAGCCAGAAGGGGGCGUUAUUCCACUCAUUUGACAGCUGGAUUCUACUAGUUAUUCUUGACUGUGAGCUGGUUUGGAAGGAAAGGAGGGAGAGGUGUUUUUUUUUAAAAAAAAAUUGCUGUGGAUGAAUAUCUUCCAAAAAUCACUUUUGAUUUUCUCACUGCAAUUCUAAGUUUCUGAAAUGCUACACCUGCCAAUGGAAAAAAAAAAUUAAACUACUUUUUUUGCUCUUACAACUUUCUCUUUAUAACGUCACAAUCAUGUAAUUUUUUUUUAUUAUUAUUUUGUAGAGUGGUGGGUUUGGUGUGGAAAACCUUAGGUGGUGCUGCAAAUAAGUAUUGAGCACAAAUACACACUGAUAAAUUAUAGUAAAAGAUUGUAACUUUUUAAUUUUCUUCUGCAACUUCUCUCUGUAUUGAAAUGAUUUUUAUUUAUUAAUUAUUAUUUUUGCCAUCAUAAUUGCCUGCACUUGCUCUCUCAAAAGAGGGUUUUGGUUUGGUCAGACUUGGACAUUUAUUUUUGAAAGUCAAUAAAAAGGGUAAUGAAGAUGUAGAGAUGAUGUGGGCAACAGUUCAGUCUCUAUCUUCUGUUAAGUAUAUACUGGAAAAAGAUACUAGGCACCAUUAUUGAUGAAGGAUUAAUAUAUUUUAAUUGUGAUGUCUCUUUUAUAUUGUGGGAUACUGCAUUUUUUCUAGAUCUGCUUCUAAAUAUUUAGCUGUGUGCUGGAUUGUGGAUCAUAAUUUCUGCAGGACUAAUGACCCAUGGUGGUUCUGUUAAUAGUUGUCUGUUGCCGCCCAAGUAGAAAAUUUCAUUAUCAGUUGACAAAAUCUACACCACUGGGCUUGAUACUUUUUUUUUAAAAAUUGCAGAAUUCAAAAAUUCGAUAUGAAGCCCGAAGCACCAGUUGAACUAUUAAUUUGUUCCUAAGUGGUGUUAAUCUUUUUUUUUUUUUUUUUUAUCAAGCCUAUAACUGAUCACCUUGGAAUCCUCUGCUAACUUAGAUUCUCUUAUGAACUAAGAAAAAGCUAACAAUUCUAUAGUUUGCCUGUGUGAAUGAAUUACUACAAGACUGAUAUUCUGUCUUAAGUUUUCCUUCACAAAGGAAUUCACUUUCAAUAAGAUCUUGUUAAAGACCAUUAGAAUUUUAAAACAGCUUGAUAAAUGUCCUUAUGACCAUAGUUAACCAUGGUAAAAUUUCAUCAAAUGUCAUGAUUCAGGAUAUAUACAAUGCCAUGAGGGUCAAAAAGUACAUUAUUCACUGAAAUACAGUAUUCCAUAAUAGUGCAUUUUAGUAUCUUCUUCCACUAUAUUGGGGAAUGGCCAGUGUUGGAAGCAAGGAAUCAGUUUGGAUGGGCUAAUGGUCUGAUCAGAUAGAGUAAUUAUGUUUCUAUGAAUACCUCUUUAAAUCAAGAGCUACAGUAUAUAGAAAUAAAUUUUACUUUGUUCUAUGAAAAAGAUCAGUUGACUCUUUAUUUUAUUUUUAUGUAUGCCAUAAUGUCGACAGUCAGACUUGCCUUUUAGGGUGAGGAGAAAUUCUCUCUCUUUUUUGUCUCUUGUGACGUUCUGCAGUUGUUCUCCCAGGCCUACUUAGAAACAAAUUGUGGUGAGCUGAACUUGUCCUACAAAUAUGAUGUUCUGUCUUGAUCAACAUUGGACUUUGUGAUGUGACCAAAGGUCUGCAAAUAGGCAUGUUUAGUUAGGAAUGACUUAAUUGCAGGGAACAUACCCACUAUACAUUUUGUAGGAAAAUAUACUGUUCCCUCCUUGGAAGAAUUGAAGUACUUUCAACAGGAAGUAGUUAAUCUUUCAUCCCUUCAAAUUCUCCUAUCUUGCCCCUCCUUGAAUAAGUUCCUUGAAAGAACUGCAGCCCUGGUGAAUGUUUAGAUGGACCCCGUCUGUCUCUGCAAGAUGGAGUCUAAAGCCAUGUCUAAACUACCACUUAUGUCGGCAAAACUUACGUCACUCAGGGGUGUUAAAAAAUACCCUCGAGCAACAUAAGUUUUGCCUGCAUAAGUGGCAGUGUGCACAGUGCUAUGUUGGCAAGAGAGCUUCUCUCGCUGUCAUAAUUACUGUCACUCAUUGAGGUGGUUUUAUUGUGUUGACGGGAGAGCUCUCUCCUGUUGAUACAGAGCGGCUGCACUAUAAGCUUGGUAGUGUAGAAAUGGCCUAAAGUGACCUCACACAAACUUCUACAGCAAAAUUCACUGAGGAAAGCCUCAGUUUUGUCUUUCAUUUCCCGCUUUCUACAAGUGACCAAAUUUGUCUGUUCUUGGAUACCUUACACUAUUUAGGAAAAACAGCUAUUGCACCGAGUCUGAGUGAUCGCAGGUUGUUAAUUAUUUCUGUUUCCCCUAUAAUUCACCCUCUACUUUAAGAAAACUUCUGCUGGUAAUGAAGUUCCCUUUCCCUGCUUCAUUUAAUCAAAGUGCCACUUUUCUUUUUCAUUGAUGAUGGAUUUCAUAUUUUCUCCCCAAAUAUGACUGAAAAGCUAAUGAGCUAUUUCCUGCUUGACUUCUUCUAUUGUUUUUGGACCCCUAUUUCCUUUUCAGUUACUUGUCUUUUUGUGGCUUAGACUUCAUUAUUUCUGUUAUUUCACAUAUAUGCCCAUGUUGUAUUAGCAUAUCUACUGAACUUCAUGUAGCAUCUGUAUUUUCUUGGCUAAUUUUUUUCAUCACUAGAUGUAUUUCUCAGUACCAGACAUUUGGGUUUGGUGGUGAGCAUUCACUGCAGUCAGAGUGAUGAUCUGUGGGUUGCAGCAGGGACUGACAAUAAGAACUCUUGUGUCCUUCUGACUCACUGUGUGAUUUUUGGCCUGUCAUGUAAUCUUUCUGCUCUAAUCAUGCUCUGCUCCUGUUGUAGAGCUAAUUAAUGGGUGUAAAGAGUGUCAAGAUGCUAUAUAUGUGAAAGACAUUAAGCAGCUUCUGUCUUCCUUAGUGCUGUUAUCACCCUCAGAGAUAUGCUAGCAAACAGAUUCAUUGCUGAUGUUUCAAUCCAACUACAGGUAGUUUCUGUUUAAAAUCUGAUAGCUGAUGGUGACCUCUGAUACCAUCUCUAAACUGCACCAUCUCUUCAAAAGUUAAUUCCUGUUAGUAUUGAGUUAAUUAAAAAAGGUUUUCAAGCCUAACAUUUACAAUCAUAGUGGAACAUAGUUAUAUUAUUGUACAGUACUGAUGUUUAAAACAAAUACAAAAAAGCUUCACCAGCUUCUUGUUAUAUUGCUCCAUUAGUACUGCAGUGACUGACCAGACUAGAGGGUACAAGGACAAGCAUUUUUCUUGCUAUCUUUGUUCUUCAAGAUUUGUAUGUUAAUAACCAAUAAAUAUUUGAUCUGC